Molecule: messenger RNA, 855 nt
Organism: Drosophila teissieri
Lineage: Eukaryota; Metazoa; Arthropoda; Insecta; Diptera; Drosophilidae
Exons: 2
Coding region: 159-731 (190 amino acids)
Source: RefSeq, a predicted model, not a curated record
AGGACGGAAGCACCAAGUCGCUGGAAUCCUCUGGAGUCGUCGUCGGUGGAAAUUUAAAGAUGUAUGGCCCAGUUUGUUGCGGCCGCAGGGUGCGCGCCACUUGCAAAUUUGAAUCGGGCCGGCUUGCAGGUAAGUAAGUUCAUGGUGGAUUGCGUAGGAUGGUAACAUUAUCAUCUGUUUGCUUUGUUUACAUUUUCAAAUUGCCAAAUGUUUACAAAGUCUUUAAAUUUAAAUUUAAUAUUGCUUUUUAUUUCUCUUUACAGGUACCCCCGCCAGAAGGACGGAAGCACCAAGUCACUGGAGACCUCAGGAGUCAUUGCCGGUGGAGAAUUGGGGAUGUUUGGCCCAAUUUGUUGCAGUCGCAGGGUGCGCGCAACUUGCAACAUUUGAGUUGGACCAGCGUUGCAGACACUCCGCCAGUUGUCAACAUUGAGGUUCCGAUGUGGAUCCCGCGCUGCCGUUAUUGCGGUCAUUUUAGAGUUGCUGGCAACGUUUGGCGGUGGAGUCUGCCUGAAUUUGGGCAGGAAACUCAUCGCUUUAAGUGGAUUCGUUACGCUCUACGUCUGCCAAUAAGCUGCCAACCCGUUCUCUGGUUUUUUCUCCAGUUGUCAGAACACGUUGUCCAGAACGCUGUCAGUUCCCGCGCCGCCGUCUCGUUGCAAGGUCCGAAAAGUUUCUGCAUCUCAGCUAGUGUCCUUCAGGAAUCGGCAGGGAGGUCAUCAUUGAUUUGAAGUCGUCAGAAUUGCCGCUUUCGUAGGCCAUCUCGCCAGGAAUAGAGGAGCAUCUUAUAAUCGCCGGGCCAAAAUGCUUUGCCGUAGGCCGCCGCUCGAGAAAGUCCAUGGAAUUGGAUGUAGA